Messenger RNA from Paramormyrops kingsleyae, 1148 nucleotides. NCBI's taxonomy places the organism in Eukaryota, Metazoa, Chordata, Actinopteri, Osteoglossiformes, Mormyridae. The record is from RefSeq and is a predicted model, not a curated record.
GCGAGGGCGCCAGGAACCAGGCCGGGCCGGACUCUUCCAGAUGGCACCUGCAAUAUUUCCCAAAGAUAACUAGCGGCACCUCUUCCCUUACCGACAAACGCAAUUAUCAGUCUGUUACGGCACGACACGGUGAAGCGUCGGGGCAUUAACAGAUUUGCGGCUUUAUCGGUUACGGCUCUGAGGAACGCCACCAUCCUCCCCGUUUAUCCCCAAAACCCGAAUUCCACCGGCAGACUCGCCUCUUGACGAGGCAAGACGGAACGCCCGGCGAGAAUCCCUCGGGUCACAGAGACAAACCGUCUUGAAAUCAAUGAACGAUGAACAACCGGUGUGAGACAAGGACACAUAAAUGACUGAAAGAAGGACAGGGGAGCCUCUUGACGGGAGGAGAGGUUCCCUCGGAGUUGCUUACAGAUGUAGGCUGUCCCCCGUGACACUGGGCAGCGGUUGGCGUCGGUCUGAUGGAUGGCAGCUGACAGCAUCCGCCAUGGACCCUGUGCUCUGCAUUCACGUUGCGGGCCGGGCUCUCUCGGGUCACUGCGAGGAGGACGGCUCCACCUAUGAGACGAGAAGCCCCAGACCCACGACGGAAGGUGACUGCGGAGGUGAACGGGAACGAGGCCGGCUGGCGGCCCCAGCCCUGCACGCCAAACCCCGCCACCGUACCCCGCAUUUACCGGCACACCGCUGCUGCCACACCCCCAAGCCCAGCCCCUCUGGUUCUCACCAGCUAUUCCAGCCAAUCAAAGAAGACUCCUGUGAGGAAGAGCUUAACCCUUUACUGCCCUGGCAGAAAGUACUGGAACAUCUGAGUCGGUGUGGCCAUAUCCAGAAUCGGGUUCUGCCCCGAGGCUACCAGCACGACCUCACCCCCUACCCGUCCAUUUUUAGCUGCUAUAUUCUGCUGUGCCACAUGACAUGUUAUUUACAUACUGCACUGUGCAGAAGUCUCUCCUAAAUCCACCUCAUUACUUGCAGCAACAAUCCAAUACAUCCAUGUAAUAUUUCAAACUCGACCACUACAUACCAUGCGCGGCUAAUCAAUACCUCAGUGAAUUAUUUAAGUAAUAAAAUAGAUAAAUAGCAUUAAACAUGUUUUUGCUGCCUCCCUCCCAAUGGUCCUGGGGGAAUGUGUCACUGUAUACCUA